Molecule: messenger RNA, 6422 nt
Organism: Porites lobata
Lineage: Eukaryota; Metazoa; Cnidaria; Anthozoa; Scleractinia; Poritidae
Source: the annotation of a GenBank genome assembly
AUGCAGUCUACAGAUAUUGGAUGUAAAGGAAAUCUUUUUCUAAACAAACUGGUUGGAAGCUGUAUUAUUGUUGUUCCAAAACUUCAAUAUAACUCAGGCCUUAAACAGAUGAUGGAGAAAAUGGCAGAAAAAUUGUAAGUGGCCUUAUAAUGAAAAAAAAGACUGCAAAAACCUUUUUUUAGCUGGAACAUAACUGUAGUGAUAUACAUUGUAUUGUGAGAUAAGGCACUUUGGGCAAAAGAUCAGAAACCCUACAGCUAUUAUUGGCCACCCACAAAUUGUUAACUUAAGGGUUUUUUUUGUCCCCCUCCGCAAAAAAAUUUGAUUUCUAGUUGCCCUUUUUGCUUCUGUAUUUUUUUUAUUUUAAUUAAUAAUUAAGUACGCUGGAGCCACUGAAUGUUUGUUCAUGCAUUUGAAUCAUAAUACCUAUCUAUAAUUACAUGUAACUGAUUUCAGAAUAUUGCUGGCCAACUCAAAAUCUCAUGUAGCAGUUGCAGUACCGUAUUUAAUUUUUUAUUUUAUCAGAAAGCAAAAGGGAUCCUCAGCAUAUUUGAUAGAGAUAUAGGAGGUUCAUGUUACACGGGGAUGUUUGGUUACUUGACUGCAUUUCAAGAGAUGAUAGAACAGGUAUGAGCUAUUUGUAUGGAAUGAGUUAUGUGACAUCAUUUUGUUGGUGAAAAGAAAACUCAGGUUAAUAAGAUUUUUAACCUGGGUAGAUUUAUUUCCUUUAUCUGCAAACCGUAAAAUGUAUUUAUUCAUGAACUGAGCUAAUAAUAGGAGGCAUUAAGGAAAUUGAGUGAAGAAGGUUGAAAUUUAAUUUAAUUUUGCCUAAAGUUCAUGUUCCAUAUAGCUACACCGUAUUCAAAAAAUGGUUUCUUGGGUCCUAAGUGACUUUUCCUCUCAAUAUUAUUUUUAAUUUUCUCCCUUCAUUUUUCAAGCAAACAAAACAAACAGUAAUUUGAAAAGCAAAUCUACAUGUACAUUGUAGCACUGAUCAGAAUUCUUGUGACAGAAAUUUUUUCCAGGAAACAUCUUAAAUGUCAAACAUGGUUGCCGCAGGGCAGGAAAUGUUCGGGGAAAAAAAUUUCUUCAAGGUCAGGGAAAAGUCAGGGAAUUUCACUUCAAGUCAGGGGAAGUUUUAUGGACAUAUAAUCAUCAUAUUGUUCAUGAAAUUGAACAACAAGCUGAUAGUGGGCUUUUUAAAAAAGUCGAUCCUUUUUGCACGUUAUUGUUAAGGAGCUACACUGUAUCAAUUCAUGUACACUGCAUGUGUCUUGCUGCAAGCAUAAAUUAAUAAAUGGCUGGAGGGGAUCAGGCUGUGAGGGGAGCACUGAGUCCAUUAUGAAUUAUCAGGACUAAUAUAUGCAAUUGUUAAUUCAGUGGGUCAGGGAAAUUUUACAGUUUUCAGGAAAAAUUCAGAAGAAAAGAUUCCAGAAACCCCUGGCUGAAACAACGAUGUUAAAGUUCCUCUCUGGUCCACCUUGUUGCUUUGUAUAGCAGAAUUUCGGUUAUAUUUAGUAAUGACUUGAGAUGAAUUUAAGAGCAAAAUUUUAUUAAUUUUAAGGAUUUAAAAAAAAUUGCAAUGCAAAUGGCGCUUUGAAGUGAAAAAUAAAAUUAUCACCUCACAGCAGAAGGAGUUACUGUACACCAUGCAGUGUAUAAUUAGCAAACAUGGGUGGUUAAUUUAUAGCAAGUGCUAAAUGCUACUUCUCAUCUUUUCUGUGAAAUACAGGUACCUUUUUUAUUAAGAAGGUGCUAGUGAGGCUAGUACUAUAGGGAUCUACUAAAUUAGUAAAGUGUGCACUGUUUUUUUGUGGGAAUAAUAUAUUAAAAGGGAUGAUCAAUCCAGACCGUACAUUAUUUUUUUAGAUUAUUUUUUAUAAAGGUUUAUUUUUUAAAGUAGUUGUAAAUUUGUUAGAUCUUACUAGGUUUAACUCAUUGUUUGUAUGUUUUUCAUAUUUUAUUAAGAAUGUGUUGGAAGAUUAUGAUGACUCUUGUAGUUACUGUCGGCAGUGGAGGAACAGCAUCAGUAAUUGCCGCUGGCAAUUACUUGACUGGCUCAAAACUCAAGUAAGGCUCCAGUUUAAAUUUUUUUCUGUCAAAAAUCAGGUAUAUAAUUUUUAUGUAAAUUGGAUUGGACCUUUGGACAAAGCCUUCCCGUAUAUAACUUUUAGUAGAGCAGAUAUGUGCUUGAAUUGUUCACUUUCUGUUAAAAGCAUGAAAUUUGGCAUGAUGAUAGUUUUCAAGGCCCUAAAAAAGAUAGGAUAUGGUGCCAUCGACGAAAAUUCCGUUAAGUGCAAAAAAUAAGAGUUUUUAAAAUGGCGGCCAUUUUGAAUCGGAAGUGAAAUUAAAAUUUUCUUUUAAACAUCUGAAUUUUAGCAACUUGGAUAAGAAAAUGUCAGCAAAUGCCUAAGGCAGCUGUUUUUUCAUACAAAGAGAUAUUAUUUCAACGCAGUGUCUAAAAAAAAAAAUAGAACAGAGAAGAUAUAAGUGAUCGCCAGCCAGACGGGAAGUAAAACUACCAGAGUCGGAACUUUUAAGGAAUCAGAUUAAACUUCUGUUGUGCCUGCAGUGCUGGUUUUCUUUACUUCAAUAUUUUGUUUAAAUCUAAUGUAUACACUCAAUUUGCUAUUUUCAUCGUGUAUAGUCAAUUAUUAAACUUGAGCCUACUUUGGCUAUGAUACAGAAUAUCGAAGAAUAACAGGUAUAGAAGAAAAUGUAAGCGAAAACCACUCCGAUUAUUUCUGGACUGAGGUGACAAGAAGUAUUUACCGUGUCACAUCCUGUGAAUUCAUGGAAUGGAGGCUGCUUGGUAGCGUAGAUGUACCUCAGCACCAAGAUAUAUGAUAAGGAAGCUAACUUGGCUUCAUGGUAUAGAAGCUUCAUGGGUAGUUAGAACGGAGAGUGGACUUAACGAAAAUGUCUUUGGAGAGACUCAACUUAUAUUUUUAUAUAUUAUACCUUAAAAGAAGGGAAUAUGCUUUGUGAUAUAGCAUGACGAUAAAUGUUUUCUAGCGAAUUGACUUCAAACGAUGCAGGGGAAAGACUGGACAUCUGUCCCUAGACGACGUGCGUUGCUCAAAACACCUGCUUAUUUCGAUCUUUACAUAAGAACUAACUUUUUCCAGUUUCUUAGUAUAGCUCCCGAUACACGUUUACCCCAGAUCUUAGCCUUCAAGCUGUUCUCGGUGCGACAUAUUUGUCACAUACUAUAUCCAAGAGAAUACGUACGUUUUACAUGCUCAGGGGAUUAACGUAAGUGAUGCAUAUUCGGACAACGCUUUUUCCUUAUUUUCUUGCAUGUGGACUUUAACAUGAUAAUCAGUGCUACUCAGUCCAUGAUAACGAAAUGACAUUCUGGGGGUGAUUACAGUGAAAAGAAGUGACUAACUCUCAUUUCUGUCGAGAGAGGCGCAGAUUCACUUGAUAGUGAAAUACAGAUGAAUUAAACCGCCGCCCGGUUAGCUCCAGGCCCUGGUCGUUCAAACUUGGAUAGCGCUAUCCACAGGAUAAAUCACUAUCCAGCGGAUAAGUAUUAGGGAAACCAAUUGCGUUAUCCACUGGACAGACUUUUAUCCGGUGGAUAGCGCUAUCCAACGUUUAAGCAACCGGGGCCAGGUGGAUAAGCACCGGUCCACUGAGCCAGAAGCCGGGGUUUCAGACCCCAGUCGGACUAACUCUGGAUCAGGAUCUUUAAGUAACUGACGAGAAGUACUGCCUUUUUACGGUCAUCUGCAAACGGUUAGUCUUUCUAGUCUUCUUGGGAUAAAAAAAAACGGUAAGCCCCGUCUCAUAGUUCUUGCCGGUUCAUAUCUUGAAAUGCUGUGGGAAGUUAAAGAACCAACUGAAGACACUGUUUGUAAAGAGUAGGUUGAGUAGGGGACCCUUUACCUUCCAAAACGGAUUUCCCGGAAACUUUUUGAAAAUGGUAAACUUUGAAAUGAGCAGACGUUAUCGUGAAAGCAAUUUCAAUCCAAUAUGUACAUGCACAGAGUGUUAUUUAUACUCCUCAAUAACACAAAAUGGUGGAGCUAUUAUACCUCAAAUUACUUUGAAGCCGCAAAGCAUUUUGCAUUCUAGUUAAUAGUGGAUCAACUCUUUUAACCUUUAAGCCCCAAUAUCCACAUACAAAUUCUUCAAACUGGUCUCUAUGUAUUUCUUUAAAAGGAUAAGUUGAGAGAAUUUGAUAAAAGAUCAGAGCAUUUUCUCUUAGGUGAUUUUUAUUAAUUUCUAAAAACCUAAUCUCUUGACAUUGUAUGGAUAUGGUCGGGAGAAAAUUGAUGUUAGUCACUGUUAGCCGGACUUAAAGGGUUAAAACAAGUAAAAAGAAAUAAUCUGUUUUUUGCUAGUUUAAUUUGUUCGUAUAUGCUUAAAGAUGUGAAUCAUUGUUUCACAUUUUUUUCGAAAUUCACUACUUAAAUGAAUUGCUUUGAAUGAGUUGCAUUUUCCAUUUUAUCCCGCUUUUAACUCCAAAAACCGGUUUAACAGGAAAAAUUUGCGAUGGCACCAUAUCACAUAUUAAUAGCCACGAUUAGCUUAUAUGAUAAACAAUUUCAUCGUCAUUUUGGCUUUAAAAAAUGCUUAAUUUUUUGUACUUUAGGUUAGAUGAUAUUUACUUCCGGUCAAAAUGGCGGUCAGUUUAAUUUUCACUCCAAAAACCAGUUUAACAGGAAAAAUUUGCGAUGGCACCAUAUCACAUAUAAAUAGUCAUAAUUAGUUCUGUCAUUCCUGAAAAUUUGGUGCUUUUGACAAAAAGUGAACAAUCCGACCCCAAAUCUGCACAUAUCCGCCCCACUAUUUGUUAAAAAAUGGAAGCUAAGAAAAAUUUUUCCUUUUCUUUAACUUUCUAGAUGCCAUGCAGUUAAUGUGUCUGACAGUGCACCUUUUUUUUACAAUAAAAUCAAUGAAGACUUUAGCAGUGGGGGAAUUGACGUCAGAGCAGAGGAUACUAUAGAUAUUAUUGAUGGCUACAAAGGGGGAGGAUAUGGUUUGUCAGCUCAACAUGAACUAAGUGGGUAGGACUGGGGGAAUUGAUGUCGAAGCAGAAGAUAUUAUAGAUAUUAUUGAUGGCUACAAAGGGGGAGGAUAUGGUGUGUCAGCUCAAAAGGAACUAAGUGGGUAGGACUGGGGGAAUUGAUGUCAAAGCAGAAGAUAUUAUAGAUAUUAUUGAUGGCUACAAGGGAGAGGAUAUGGUGUGUCAGCUCAACAUGAACUAAAUGACCAUAACUAUCGGAUACUUAUAAGUGUUGCUGCUUCGUAACGGUCUUUUAGUCUGUUUUUAGAUUUCUUAUUGCACGAUUUUGGCUUUGUUGCACAAUCCAACAUGGCAGUUGACCUCCAAGGCAGAGUCAGUUCCUUUGGCUUUUACAUCGUUUUCCAAGGUUCGCACUUGCCAUUGCUCUGCUCUGAUUGGUUCAGAAUAUUUUGGCGCGAAAAAUACAUCGAUAAAUCAGGGAGGAUAAAGCUUAAGGCAGGAUGGAGCAUUGAACUCAACUUCAGGCAUUUAUGACUGACAAGUUUGACUUUCUUGGGUGCAGACGUGAACAUAUAAAACUGUGUGUUAAUACUAUUAUCAAACUAGUUUACAGGGUCCUCACUGUUGGCUGAAAUUGCAGAAAGAAAAUAGGAUUUCCGGUUUGUAGAAAAGACAAAUUUUACCCGCCUUCGAACACACCGGAAGCGUGGGAAGAGCGCUAGAGCUAGUCCUACUCGGCAUCACACAUUGCUUGAAGAGCGGAGUGCUCGAUUCGUUCCCUAACUAUUAUUCGACUUAAUGUAAAUAACCUGAAAAUCUACCACACUAUGACCCAGGCCUUAUUAUAUAUGACAGAUAUACGUCCCCGGGUGAUUGGUUAAAGGUAAUGAUACUUACGUUUUCUUUUUAGGCGGGGUUUGCAUGAUGGCAGAAUGGAUUCCUUGAUCACAGUUCGUAGCCCUGCAGAAGGAAUAAAGCAAGUUUCUUACUGGGGAGACAACAAUGAUCCUCUGCCGUUUUAACAGUAAAAAAUAAAUAUCAAAGAAACAAGAAGUAGAAGGGUAAAGGCAAGAAUGGAAAGCGAUGACCUCCCCUCUCCAGCUUGUCCCUUAAGAGCGAAAGAGAGCCGGACGGUUAAGAGGGUCCCCUUUAGCCGGUUUUUUCCGGAUGCAGGAUUUGCCUUACUUGAACGUUGGGAUUCGGGAUAUUAAAGCAAAAUGGAGGCCAGAUUCGGGAGUACAUUGGAUACUGCUUGCCGAAAAAAAUCAUCACAAUUGCGGGAUUCAGCGAAAAUUAAGGAUGGUGUCAUGGGAUCGGAGGAUCGUAUUAGAUACCCUCGGGUACCUAACCAACUAAAUGUUUAUUCCAUGUCCCAAUGAAUGCAUAGUGGAAUGCUACAUUUGAACUUGAGUAACUCAAGGGCGUUUUAAUGCGCUUUGAAAGCCAG